Papaver somniferum (opium poppy) is the source of this 2144-nucleotide messenger RNA. RefSeq names its product BEL1-like homeodomain protein 11. The record is from RefSeq and is a predicted model, not a curated record. Gene Ontology annotation, biological process: regulation of transcription by RNA polymerase II. Bases 442 to 1800 code for a protein of 452 amino acids. The transcript has 6 exons. NCBI's taxonomy places the organism in Eukaryota, Viridiplantae, Streptophyta, Magnoliopsida, Ranunculales, Papaveraceae. Gene Ontology annotation, molecular function: DNA-binding transcription factor activity, RNA polymerase II-specific; RNA polymerase II cis-regulatory region sequence-specific DNA binding.
GUUUGAUAAGGGGAAAAAAAAAGAAAAAAAAAAAACGAGUGUUGGAUUAUUGUGUGGGUUUCAGUUGUCUUCUUCUUAUGAUAUGAUACUAAUCUCACCUCCACAGCUCCACUCAACUUAAGAUGGCUCUUUCUUGAUUACUGGUUUCAUGGGAGGGUUCAUGUUGUAGGACUUCCUCAGCUUUCUGUUUCUUGUCUUUAGGUUUAUAUUCUAGAGCUUAGUGGUUUUGUACCUCGGCAGCCAAGUACAUCCAAAACUUCCCUAGUUCUCUACUAUAUAUUUAGUACAGAAAAACCCCUUUUAAUACUUGUUCUUUGUGGUUUGAAUCAAUAUAAUCUUAGUCUAGUUUUGUGUUAGAGCAGAUCUCCGUUUGUUUCUUGACAGAGAUUUCUAGUUCUUUGUAUCUUGUAAUGCACCUUAUUGGUAGUGAUCAAACUAAAAAUGGUAUCUCAAAGUUCAUCUUCCGACCCCAACUCAAGUAAUUUCCAUCAAUUCAUAAUCUCCGAUUCGAUUCCGAACCGGGCCCAUUUCGAAGAUCAUGAAAUCAAUGGUCCUCAUUCAAGAAAUAGAAACAUGUUCUCUCAAUCUCUUGGUGUACUUCCUAGCAUUGAAUCACUGCGGCAACAAAUGUCUAGAUCAGUAGAACUAGUUCAUCAGCAAGUUCCAACUCAUCAUAACUUCAGUAGGUUACAUUUAACAAAUCAGUUUGAAACAUCAAAAGAGUUAGACCAUCAUGGGCAAAGGUUAUCUUUAAGUCUAGGUUCUCAUAUUCCUUCUAAUGGUCUAAUGAGCACUUCUGAUCAAUACACUCAGAGAUACUUACAACAACAAGAUUUCAUGAACUCUAACUAUGUAAUGUCUGAUCAAGUAGAUCACAUUAGGACACUAGAAAAUCAGUCCAAUUAUUCAACUUCUUUUGAAAGAGAAUCCUUGGCUGCUUUAAUUGGGAGCUCUAGAUAUCUAAAGCCGGCUCAAUCCUUACUCGAAGAGUUCGUUACUGUUGGUGCCAAAGAGAUUGAUUUGAGUUCAGAUAAAUCUAUUCGACGGUUAACACGUAAUCGUAGACAAGGAGUAGGAAGUUUUCUCGAGCUAAGGUCGAGUUUGUGCAAUAGCACUUUCUCAUCUUCCAUGGAACAAGAACUGCAGAUUAAAAUCACAAAACUGAUUGCUUUACUAGACGAGGUUGAGAGUAGAUAUGAGCAGUACUAUAAUCAAAUGGAAGAAGUGGCUUCAUCAUUUGAGGUGAUAGCAGGAUUAGGAGCAGCCAAGUCUUACACUGCCAUGGCACUUCAAGCCAUGUCAAGACAUUUUUGCAGUGUUAGGGACUCGAUAGUUACUCAAAUUCGUGUAGCAAAGAGAGACCUUUUCCAAGGAUCAUCACCAAGAACUAGAACCGGUCUAUCUCAGCUUAGUCUAUUUGAUCAGGAGCCGAGACAAAAUCGUCUUCAACAGCUUGGAUUGAUCCAAAACCAGCGUCAACCAUGGAGGCCGAUAAGAGGGUUGCCAGAGAGUUCAGUUACUAUUCUUCGCUCCUGGCUCUUCGAACACUUCCUUCAUCCGUACCCGACUGACCCCGAGAAGUUAAUGUUGGCAUCACAAACAGGCCUGAGCAAGAACCAGGUGUCAAAUUGGUUCAUAAAUGCCCGAGUUCGUCUUUGGAAGCCAAUGAUAGAAGAGAUCUACAAAGAAGAGUUUGGGGAGUCGUCUUUGGAUUUGGAUUCAUCGUCGGAAGCAGUGUUGACAACAAGGAAAGGUGAUAUCUCAGAUUAUGCAGGAAAAGAAAGAGAGAUGGCAGAUUGAUUAGACAAAAUCUAAAAUAUAAAGUUUUGGCAAAAAUUAAUUAGGUGGAUCUCACCCCUAUUAGUCAAUGACAUUCGGCCGUUUUCUUGCUAUUUUAAGGCUCUGUGUUUUUGAGAUGUUUACACCUUGGCUCGUCUAGAACUGCUCUUGGAAAUUAUGUUUGCUUAAAAAAGUAGAGAGAUUGGAAAGGAAAUGUUUUGGUUAAGCUUAGAAGUGUGCCUUUGUGAGUCGGGGGUUUACAGGGAAGAGAAAAAUAGUCUACUAAGUAUACAGGUAUUUGCUUUACACAUUUAAUACAUCUAUCUAUGAAAUGAGUGAUGUUCAACUGCUUAGGCAGGGGAAAA